AUGACGGGCCACGCCGAAGAAACCCUACCAAAAGCCACGCGCGAGCAGAUGAGCGAGGCCAAGCUGCCGCUGGCCUACCGCGACAGCUGCGCCAACCUGCUGAUCCCGCUGAACCGGUGCCGGUUCGAGACAUACUACCUGCCGUGGAAGUGCGAGACCGAGAGACACAGCUACGAAAAGUGCCAGUACGAGGAGUUCAAGAAGCGGGUGGCCAAGAUGAACGAGUUACGAGAGGCCCGCGACGGUGCACGGAGCAAUUAG
Sporothrix brasiliensis 5110 is the source of this 261-nucleotide messenger RNA. RefSeq names its product NADH dehydrogenase (ubiquinone) 1 beta subcomplex 7. The transcript has 3 exons. NCBI's taxonomy places the organism in Eukaryota, Fungi, Ascomycota, Sordariomycetes, Ophiostomatales, Ophiostomataceae. Gene Ontology annotation, cellular component: mitochondrion. The coding region runs from base 1 to 261 and encodes 86 amino acids. The record is from RefSeq and is a predicted model, not a curated record.